Panicum virgatum (switchgrass) is the source of this 372-nucleotide messenger RNA. Its product is annotated as translation initiation factor IF-2-like. Bases 1 to 372 code for a protein of 123 amino acids. The transcript has a single exon. The record is from RefSeq and is a predicted model, not a curated record. Lineage: Eukaryota; Viridiplantae; Streptophyta; Magnoliopsida; Poales; Poaceae.
AUGGCGUUCCUCCCCUCCCUGGCGCGGCGGAUCGGCGGAGGGGCUGCGGCGCGGCGGUCCGGCGGAGCGGCACUCGCCCGUCUCCCUCCCUUGUCGUCGUUCGCCGCGCGGCGGACUGGCGGACCGACCGCGGCGUGGCGGCCCACGCCCGGCGCGACGGACCGGCAGAGCGGCGCUGCGGAGCAGCCCGCGCGCGGCGGCGGUGGCUGGCGAGCGUGCAGCGGGGCCCUCCUUCGGCAGCAUGGUGGUGGUUGGGGCGGUGGUGGGGUCUGGCGCGGCGAGCCCGCUGCUGCAGGACGAGCGAGCGAAUCCGCGUGCGGGAGGACCGGCGGCGGCGCCUCCUUCCUCCUCCAGAUCCUGGCGGCCCUGUGA